This is a messenger RNA of Meloidogyne enterolobii, 753 nucleotides long. The record is from the annotation of a GenBank genome assembly. NCBI's taxonomy places the organism in Eukaryota, Metazoa, Nematoda, Chromadorea, Rhabditida, Meloidogynidae.
AUGCUACUCAAAAGGAGUUGCCGACUUACCCUACUCAAAAGGACUUAUCCCAACUUAUCCAAAACUUAUCCCAGUCGACUUAUCCCAAAAAAUUUUUUACUACGUGAAUUAUCCUCACUUGAUGAUGUAGCUAAUGCUGCUUGUUCUUGCUCUUCAUUUGUAAAUACUACACAAACAAAACAACAAGAUUAUAUUAGCAAUAAAUCCAGAGACGAGCCCCGACUUCCAUUUACAGCUUAUAAAAUUGUUUUACAAAAUGAACUCUCCGAAAGCUCUUCCUCUCUUUGUGGAGGAAGUACACGUUCUGACAGAUUUGGACGUUAUUGUUGUCCUUCUUCUCCACAUAGACAACAAAGAAAGAGAUUGGAAGCUGCUCCUGUCAGUACUUCUCAGGGUUUAUGGGAACUAACUAAGAGUGAUGGCAUAAAUUCUCGCUCAACGUCCGAGAAGCAAUGCUUAGAUCUUUAUAGAAGGAAAGAAAAGAGUAACAACAACAAUAAUCAACUUGGUCCAAUGGUUGAUAGUAUAAUAAGUAUUAAUUCCCACGCUUCUUCUUCAAUGGCAACCUCCUCUUCUGCUCAAAUCCAAAUGCCCAAUUCUGGGGCGAUGAUUGACUCGGCAAUUGGGACAGACUUUCAAUCAAGUGCUGAUGAUGAUGAUUGGAAGGAACAAUGUAUAGAGGAUGGAGAAACUACUGAAAAUGUUAAUACACGCCCGAGAACGAAAAGUGGCGUUUUUAGGUGGAUAUUUUGA